AUCCUUUAAAAAUAUAUAUUAAAAUGACAAUAAAUUUAAAUACGGAUAUUCUUCGAUGCAAUAUGUGAUUUAUGCGGAUUUGUUAUUAAAUUAUACAAUGGAGAUACCAUACAAGAAAAUAUGUAUUUAUUUAUUGACGUUUGCAGCUUACGCGUAUACUGGUAUUGGAUCUAAUAUGCUAAGAAAUUUGAAAGAUGCUGUUCUAUCCGCAGAAUCAGUUUUUGGAGAUAUGUUUCGUAAUGUUAUUACUGUUGCCGAGAAAUUUAAAUCUUUACAUGAUGUAUUCGAUGCAGCCGUAGAAGAAGAAUGUAUAUUUACUUGUCCAGGAGGCCAAAAGCCAGUUAGAAACCGAAAUCAUAUACCGAAAUCUGAUGGAUGUGGUUCAUUGGGAUUUGAAAUAUCAUCGGAAUACUUACCAUUAAAUGAGAUGACAAAAUGCUGUGAUGCUCAUGAUAUUUGUUACGACACAUGCAACAGCGGAAAAGAAGUAUGUGACCUAGAGUUUAAGAGAUGUCUCUAUAAUUACUGCAAUUCAUAUAAAUCUGUGAACAUUGCUGGUGAGACUAUCACUAAAGGUUGUAAAGGUGCAGCUAAAUUGCUAUUUACAGGAACACUUACAUUAGGAUGUAAAUCAUAUUUGGAUGCACAGAAGAAUGCUUGUUACUGUCCAGACAAGAAUACCAAGUACAAGAAAUAUUCAGGAAAUGAAGACUACUGGCUCUGGAUUCAGCAAAGUAGUUUCCAUGACCAUCACAUCAGGCAACAUGAUGGAAUCCAGCAGUUUCUUCUAGGUCCAUUCCAAAGAGAAUUUGAAGUUCAAUUGAUACAACAAGUGUGUACAUGGUGUGGUCUCGUGUCAAGCUUCUACGAGACGAGAGCAAACAAGCGACACAUGAGACAAUGAGAUGAAUGUGUACAGCACAUUAGAAAAAUUGUUACCCAGCUGCUGGAUUCCAACAAUGGUACAGUCACAAUUCAACACUAAUGCAAUAGGAAUCUUAAACCUUUAUGUCACAAUGGCCUUAAAUUUUUUUUUUUUUAAUUAUAAUUACAUGAUAUUAUUUACCCCUUUGACUGUCGUGUAGGUCACCAGUGCCUUCAGUGGCCACAUUAAAGUAAUUAUGUCGAUUUCUAUUAUUUAGCACCUCGAUUGCCUAACUUUGCUUUCUUUUGUUUUUAAUGAAUUGAACUUUUAGGUCUUUUAAAAAUAGAUUCAUUCUCAUUUUCUUCUGAUUUAUCUU
Molecule: messenger RNA, 1241 nt
Organism: Bombyx mori (domestic silkworm)
Lineage: Eukaryota; Metazoa; Arthropoda; Insecta; Lepidoptera; Bombycidae
Gene: GXIVsPLA2
Product: group XIIA secretory phospholipase A2
Exons: 5
Coding region: 56-904 (282 amino acids)
Biological process (GO): phospholipid metabolic process; arachidonate secretion; lipid catabolic process
Cellular component (GO): extracellular region
Molecular function (GO): calcium ion binding; A2-type glycerophospholipase activity
Source: RefSeq, a predicted model, not a curated record